AUGUCGAAAGAAGAGGGGACGGAAUCAAACACAUCUUCUCGAGAAUCAACACCUGUUUCUGAUACCCAGCCAGAUACAUUCAAAUCCAACUCAUCCAAAAAAGCGAACAGAGUGUCGAAGCCACGCUUGACGGCAUCUCAGAAGAAUUUCAAUCACAAAGACGCCGAAAACAAGCGACGUACAGCCAUCCGUGAGCGAUUCACAGAACUCUCUCAUCUUGUCCCAGGAGCCCUAGGCCAUGAAAGAAGCGAGCAAGUCAUGCUGGGGAAAACCACUGAGUUUUUGAGAACCAUGAUCCUGGAACAACGUAGGCUCGAAGAGAUGGCUCAGAAGCAAGGGAUCGCGAUCGAUGACGAUGAACGGCUCCGGGAGGAUGAUUACGGUGGACCAAAGUGGAGGGCGAGGAACAUGGAGCAGUACGAGGCCGGUAAGCAGAAGAAAGAAGCUGGCGACUCCCAACAGGCAAAUGAUCAAGGGGACGAGGAGAAUGAUUAG
Molecule: messenger RNA, 495 nt
Organism: Fonsecaea erecta
Lineage: Eukaryota; Fungi; Ascomycota; Eurotiomycetes; Chaetothyriales; Herpotrichiellaceae
Exons: 1
Coding region: 1-495 (164 amino acids)
Molecular function (GO): protein dimerization activity
Source: RefSeq, a predicted model, not a curated record